Nilaparvata lugens (brown planthopper) is the source of this 9088-nucleotide messenger RNA. It is a transcript of the gene fry, whose product is annotated as protein furry. NCBI's taxonomy places the organism in Eukaryota, Metazoa, Arthropoda, Insecta, Hemiptera, Delphacidae. Gene Ontology annotation, biological process: cell morphogenesis; neuron projection development. The coding region runs from base 84 to 8951 and encodes 2955 amino acids. Gene Ontology annotation, cellular component: cell cortex; site of polarized growth. The transcript has 41 exons. The record is from RefSeq and is a predicted model, not a curated record.
AGAGCAGUCCCAAUGCAGCCAACAUUCACACGGUGGCCGAUCUGUACGCCGAAGUGAUAGGUGCUCUCGCACAGUCCAGAUUCAUGUCAGUCAGAAAGCGAUUCAUGGCCGAACUGAAGGAGCUAAGGGUCAAGGAAAUGAAUCCGCACACCGUACAGAGCAUCAUUUCUCUGCUCAUGGGAAUGAAAUUCUUCCGAGUAAAGAUGGUACCAAUAGAAGAAUUCGAAGCUUCGUUCCAAUUUAUGCAAGAAUGCGCACAAUACUUUCUAGAAGUCAAGGAUAAAGAUAUUAAACAUGCCUUGGCCGGCUUAUUUGUAGAAAUACUUGUACCUGUAGCUGCGACUGUGAAAAAUGAAGUGAAUGUUCCUUGUUUGAAAAAUUUCGUCGAGUCUCUGUACUCGCAAACGCUUGAUAUGUGCACCAAGUCCAAACACCGGCUGGCGAUAUUCCCCCUAGUCACCUGCCUGCUCUGCGUCUCGCAGAAGACAUUCUUCCUCCAGAACUGGCACUACUUCCUGGCCAUGUGUUUGUCUCAUCUGAAGAACAGGGAUCCCAAGAUGUCCAGAGUGGCUCUGGAGUCGCUUUACCGUCUGUUGUGGGUCUAUAUGAUCAGGAUCAAGUGCGAAAGCAACUCUGCAACCCAGUCACGACUGCACAGCAUUGUCAACUCCCUCUUUCCCAAAGGUUCGAAAGCCGUCGUUCCAAGAGACACUCCGUUGAAUAUAUUUGUGAAAAUUAUUCAGUUUAUCGCACAGGAGCGGCUGGACUUUGCAAUGCGGGAGAUAGUGUUCGACCUGCUGUCAGUGGGCCGAACCAUCAAGAUGAACCUGCAGCCGGAGCGCAUGAGCAUUGGCCUGCGAGCAUUCCUGGUGGUCGCCGACAGUCUGCAGCAGAAGGAGGGUGAGCCUCCCAUGCCGCGCACCUCGGGGGUGCUGCCCUCGGGCAACACGCUGCGCGUCAAGAAGACCUUUCUCAACAAGAUGCUGACGGAAGACACAGCUCGCAGCAUCGGUAUGUCGUCGUACUUUCCGCACGUGCGUCGUGUGUUCGUUGACAUACUGCGAGCGUUGGACGCACAGUACGGCCGACCUCUCAUGAUGACAAGCACGCAAAAUGUCAACAAGGAGCCGGACGAGAUGAUAACGGGCGAGCGGAAGCCGCGGAUCGACCUGUUUCGCACGUGUGUGGCGGCCGUACCGCGGCUGAUCCCGGACGGCAUCACGGGCGGCGAACUGGUCGACCUGUUGGCCAGGCUCACUGUGCACAUGGACGAGGAGUUGAGGGGCCUGGCCUACCAGUCGCUGCAGACCCUUGUCAUCGACUUCCCCGAGUGGAGAUCCGACGUUGUUCUAGGCUUCACCCAAUUCCUAGCGAGGGAUGUCCAGGAUACCUUCCCUCAACUACUGGAUAACGGACUGAGAAUGUUGCUGCAACUUUUGACCAGUUGGCGAAACGCGCUCUCUCCCGGCAUCAUCAACAGACAGCCGCCACAGCAGCAGCAGCAACAACAACAGCAGCAAGUGCCGCAACAAGUUCCACAACAGCAGUCCCUGCAACAUGCUGCCAAAGAUGAGUCGUCAUCUUCGUCAUCACGUACUCCUGUCACUCCUCGUAGACAUGAUCAGCAACCGAGAGUUGAACCCGUGACCAGCGUACUGCAUCAGGCCGAGGGAUUUGCACUGGUGAUGCUGUGUAAUUGCCGCCUCUGUCCCCGGCGACUCGCCGUUCACAUCCUCAGAGAGUUGAAAGUUCUUCUCAAAGCUCUCGGCGCCGCGGAAGACGACCAGCCGGUGGUGGAUGCAAUCGACCGCAGCUGUCCCGAGGUGAUCGAGCGCUGCCUCAGCAUGCUGCCAGCUGCCGAGAAGGCCGCCGCACUCGCUGUCUCCAGCAUCGAUCUGCAGUGGAUUGCCGAUCGCAGCUCUUCCGUCUGGACUGGAGGCAUCCAAGACGACAACAGCACAAAGAGCGGCUCUCAGUUGCACCUGAACGGAGGCACCAACGACCCGUGGGCCACCUGCCUGUUCGCCUUCCUGGAGCGCGAGUGUGUGCUGGCCCAUUGUCCCACGGCUGUCACCCACGCUUGGCCCGUUGUCUACACACGGCUGCACUCGCUAUUCACUGUCAUCGAUCCCACACCGGUGAGUGACAACCGUGCGUCUCUGCUGAGGAGCUCUGCCCCUCCCCGGAAGCCGGUGACGGAGCGUGAUGCGUACAUGGUGGUAUGGCGAAACUACGUCACGUUUGCCAUGCGAGUCGUCCCCCCUGCUCCCAGCCCCAUCAUACGGUGUGCAUCCCCCGAUCUCAGUCUCAGUUCCUCGCCGGACAGCCUGAAUGCGGAGCGCACAGACACGAAGAGCCCAUUGGUGUCUCCAUCUGGCCUCUAUAAGCUGGUUGUCCCCCUGCUGCGGUGCGAGGUGGUUGAUGUCAGGGACGCCGCCGUCCACGCACUCGGCAAGGUCAACGCAGAUGCUCUCAAGGAUCUCAUGGAAGAAUUGGUAGUGUACAUACGAGAGGCCGUCGAUAGAAAGCAAGAGAAUAUGAGGAGACGAAGGAGAAGGGAUGCACUCAGACUGCAGCUUGUCAAAAUGUUUGAACUGAUUGCUGGCUAUGGCACGUUUGGAGUAAGUCCGUGCGUACUAGACAGAGAUUCACAAUCACUGCAUGCGACAAUCGUUGAGUAUGUGGAUGGCGCGAGGCUGUGUCUGGAGUCGGAGGCUGAGAAAGAAGGCCUCAGAGAUGUCAAACUGCACUUCUGCAACUUCAUUCGCAAAAUGAUCAAAAGUUUCCCAUUGGAAACGUACCCGACUUUACUGAAACGCGACCUGCGCCGCAACCUGUUCACCCUGUUCGCCGGGUGGAGCGCUGGGCCGCUAGGCAGUGCCUUGGGCGCCUCCGCCUCUGCCGCCACCCUGGUGCCUUGGGCGGCCACCGGCGAGCAGCCGCCCGCCUCGGCUGACGAGCUGCAGCUGCAGCUGUGUGCGCUGCAGGCGGCUAGCGCUGUGCUCUGCUGUGGCCCGUGCUUCGACCCGCAGUGUCUGGCCGAGGAUGGCUAUCUCUAUCCCUGGCUGGAUCUGCUCAUGGCAUCCAACCAACCCAAGAUCUACCAGCUAGCUUGCGAGACAGUGAUCUUGCUUCUGGAGUGCAACCCUGACAUGGGUGCCCUGUUAGACUGGGUGGUUGAUAGGUGCUACACGGCUGAGCCUGCUGUGGCCGAUGGCUGUUUCCUGGCACUUGCUACUAUAUUCAGUGCGAGAGAAUACCCGUGCGACCAUUACACGGCGAUCAUAAACGUGACGCUGAUGAACACAGGGUGCCCUCGGACGCAGGUGCACGAGACAGCGCUGCAGCUGUUGCAGGUGUUGGACAAGCGCUUCUUCGGCUCAGUGGGGCCGCUGCCAGCUGAGGGUGACAUAGCCGCCGCUACUGCUGCCGGAAGCGAGAGAGAACGAGGAGGCACCCUGGAUCUACUCCUUUCAACUACUUACUGUCGUUCCCAAAUGCAUCUCUCCAGGCAAUUGUCUCAGCUGCACCCCGAACUUACAAUGCCAAUGUUUUCAGAGAUAACGCACAGAUUUCAAACGGCCAGACCGGAAGUUCGUCAACUUCUGCUGCAAUAUUUGCUGCCUUGGCUGCACAAUAUGGAACUGGUUGACCCCAAUGUUCCACCUGGGAAUCCACUAUCUUAUUUUCAGUAUUAUUCGAACGACCCUCGAGAGGGCAGGAGACGCGAAGGAUGGGGCUCGGUGGAGGCGACAGAGAUGGUGCUCAACAAUUUGUUCUACAUCACUGCCAAGUUCGCCGACGAACACCCCAAGGAGACCGAGGAGGUGUGGUCCACCCUCUGCUCGUGCUGGCCCAACAACCUCAAGGUCAUCAUCCGUUAUCUGCUCAUCAUCUCAGGGAUGGCUCCCACAGAGCUGUUGCCCUAUGCAAAACGCGUAGUGCUGUACCUGGCGAGAGCACGGCCUGACCGGCUGCUGGACGAAAUGAUGGGUGAACUGCAGACGGUUGAGACGCUCAACUGCCUGAUAGAGCGCACUGAGACUCCACCCUUCUACCGGCUGACGAGCAUGCGCAAGGCCAGCAGUCACUCGGACCCGGGACCCGGUCUGCAGGACCCGGGUGGCUCCGGUCGCAACGACCUUGCUGUCGAGAAGGGCACCAUCCACACCAAGCGUCACAGCGGCGAGGAUCCCGGCAAAACUGGGACGUCGAAAUCGGAUUCCGCGCUGAGAGCAAUGGCGGCUGUUGGGUUUGUGCCUCCGAGGGGAGCCGACAAGAUUCGCACAGCCAGCGGACCAGCCAUGCUGUCCGACGAGAACUCCACUCCCACCACUGAGACUGAGAUGGUAGAGGAAGGCUACAGAGGACCUCCCGGUCCUGUUGGCAAGUUUGAUAUUCCUCAGCCUCAUCCUUUGCCAAUGCCCGAGUAUGGAGGAUAUUUUGCUCCAUUGAAGGAGUAUCUACCAGAUAGCACACAACCAAGUAGCGGCUUCCAUAGGUGUAACGUAGCAGUGAUGCUUCUGACGGACGUGGUAGUGGACGUGGUUGACCUUGACUGGCCAAUCCACGUUCCGCUGAUGUUGCACAUUCUAUUCCUGGGCUUGGACCACUCGCGCGUGCUCGUGCAUGAGCAUUGCAAGCAGCUGCUGCUCAACUUGCUGCUCGUGUUGGCUGAUCACAACGAUCACCUGUCCGUCGCUCAGAUUCUCCUCAAUCGCAAGACUGCCCAGCUCGGUUUGGGGUUGCCCACGCCUCCUUUACCUGUCCUUGUUCACGUGUUUACUGAGCCCGAUCCCGAAUUUGAUAGUUACUUGCGAGUUCCCCCAAAAUAUGAUACCACGUCAGUUCAAAUGAAUUCCGGAAUUGUUGUAUCGGUGACAACUCGGCCUCACAGUGCUAGUGCAGCCAAACGGCUUCUCCAGCAAAUCAGCAUGGAUAACCUCGAUCACCCACCAUACAAACCUGACUUGGCCACUACUAACUUAUACCUUAUCCCCAAACCAAGACAUGACUUAGAGGGUAGAGCUUCCAAACUAACAGGAGAACCAAAACAGUGUCAUACCCCACUUGAAUUCAUUCGGUGUAACGUAGCAGUGAUGCUUCUGACGGACGUGGUAGUGGACGUGGUUGACCUUGACUGGCCAAUCCACGUUCCGCUGAUGUUGCACAUUCUAUUCCUGGGCUUGGACCACUCGCGCGUGCUCGUGCAUGAGCAUUGCAAGCAGCUGCUGCUCAACUUGCUGCUCGUGUUGGCUGAUCACAACGAUCACCUGUCCGUCGCUCAGAUUCUCCUCAAUCGCAAGACUGCCCAGCUCGGUUUGGGGUUGCCCACGCCUCCUUUACCUGUCCUUGUUCACGUGUUUACUGUGUGCAAACGGCAGUUGGACUGUUUUCUGCAACAUGUGUUGAGGAUUUUUAGAGACUCGUUACCGUUGGCGUUGAUUUCGGAGCGAUGGGCACAGAUAGCGUUACAGUUGGGGCUGUCGUGUUCGUCGAGGCAUUAUGCUGGCAGAUCUCUGCAGCUGUUCAGGGCACUCAGAGUCCCGAUCACAUCUAGGAUGUUAUCAGAUGUGUUGUCUAGGCUGGUAGAGACUGUAGCAGAGCAAGGAGAGGACAUGCAAGGGUAUGUGACAGAGUUGUUGCUUACUUUGGAGGCUGCAGUUGACUCACUAGAGUCUGAUUUUCGACCGCUGGAUUUCAUGAAGGAGAUCUUCAAAUCCACCCCGAACUUAAACAACAAGGAAGGUGGACCGAUCGUCGGGGGUGGUUCCGGGGGCGGGAAACGGUCCCCCGGGGGUGGAGCCCCCGUUGUAGGGAUGAUAUGUCCCGUGGGGCAGCACCACCAAACUAAUCACGCAAGGAGCACCAGUUACUCGGUGUCGUACGGCAUGCGGAAAGCGACCGGCUCUCCCGCCAGCCAGCGAAUCACGGACGAUGUCAAGGAAUCACGGGGACGAGUGCUGUGUGAGUUGGAGUCGCGACAGGUUUGCAACCUUAACAAAUAUUCAACAAAUCUAUGUAGAUCGAGAUCCGCGCAGUCGCUGAAACUGCUGGGAGACACGGCGACUGCUGAUGACAAGAUGACCAUCCUCGCCCAGCUGUUCUGGCUGUCUGUGUCUCUACUGGAGUCCGACUAUGAGCAUGAGUUCCUGUUGGCCCUUCGCCUGCUCGGCAGGGUGCUGCAUAGGCUACCUCUGGACAGGCCGGAUGCUAGAGACAAGGUGGACAAACUGCAAUCACAGCUGCGUUGGACCAACUUUCCAGGUGUCCACGCUCUCCUCCUAAAAGGUUGCACCAGUCCCAACACUUACGAGCCAGUCAUGACCCUCCUCUCUCAGUUCACACCUCUGCUCGAUCUGUCAGUCGUCGACCCCACACAGAGUGUCGCCUUCCCCAUGAACGUGAUCGCACUGCUUCCCUACAUGUUGCUGCACUACGAGGACGCUAACCCGUUAUGUAUCAUCAGUGCUGAGAGUAUCGCGCAGGUGGGCGCUGAGAAGAGCAAGAAACUGGAGAAUUUGGGGACUGUGAUGACGUUGUAUAGCAGACACACUUUUAGUAAGGAGAGUUUCCAGUGGACGAAAUGUGUGGUGAAGUACCUCUAUGACGCUUACGCUCAUCUAAGUCUCAACAUGCUAGCGUUCCUGAUAGAGGUUCUUGAAAAAGGGCCAUCCAACAUACAGCUUCCAGUACUGAGCAUAAUCCACUGCAUGCUGCACUACGUUGACUUAUCAUCUGCUAGCGCCGCGGCUCAACCAGUCUACUCGGAUCUACUGCGUGUGAUAGCCAAGUAUAUAGAGGGUGUGCACUGGAAAGAGGCGCUCAAAGUGCUCAAGUUGGUUGUGACGAGGUCGUCGAGCCUGGUUGCGCCUCCUAUGCCCGCUCACACGCACACUCACGGCUGGGAGCCCAAUCCCGAUUUCAUCGAUGUGGAGAUCUCGACGAAGAAAGAGCUGCCAGGUCGCACAAUGGACUUCACAUUCGACCUGUCGCAGACGCCGCUGAUUGGCCGCCGAUUCGUGCCAAAGGCAGGGGUAGGGGGCAGUCCUGCGCAUGCGCACUCAGCGUCGACCUCCAGUACUGCAACCACAGUCAUGUCGUCUUCGUCUGGCCUGGGUCUGAGCAGUGUCGGUCAGGCGUCGGGCCUGGGUCUGAGCAGUGUCGGUGUCGGACAGGCGUCAUCGUCGUCGCCGCGUCGCUCCGUGUCGCUGUCACCCGCCGACAGUGCCUCUGUCGCCGGCUGGAAGCGGCCUUGGAUGUCGCAGGGAAGAGUUCGAGAAUGUCUAGUCAAUCUUCUGACGGCUUGUGGUCAGCGAGUCGGUUUACCAAAGAGUCCUUCGGUGAUCUUCAGCCAGAGCUCGGAUCUGCUGGAGCGGCAGUCAAGCGUCGCGUCGAGCACGGAAGAAGUUUCCGGGCCAGACCUGUCGGCCGGGUCGCAGAACCCUGACCACUUCGGCGUCUUCAAGGACUUCGACUUCCUCGAGUACGAGAGUGAGAGUGUCGAGGGAGAGAGUACGGAUAAUUUCAACUGGGGCGUGAGACGGCGUCCCAUCAGUGAAGGGGAGGGAGAAGCUGAGGGAGACCCUGGCCUCCGCGCCCACGAAGAGAGUCUCAGUGAGAAAACGCCCAUUCUCAGCUCCAGAAAGCGACUUGGCACCGGACCGGAGGAAUCUUCGGACGACGAAGUGGGCUCCGAGUCUCCGCUGGAUGAGAUCACGGCGGCUCCGGAAUUCGGAGGAGGCUCCAACAACGGCAACGGAAACUUUCCUCCCUCAUCCCUCGACCUCCGCGAGAGGAGAGGAUCCACCACACGCAGUGAUACGUCAGGUUCGAGUGCCGGUGAUUUGGGUGAACUGACCCCAUGCAACACGUCACCCAACCUGUCUGGCAUGAUGGCGUUCCACCCGAUCGCACGUGAUGAUGCCGAGGAGGUCUGGAGCUCGCAACUGCUCAACCUCUUCUCACUCGCUCCCUCCUCUUCCCCACUCCACCACUUCCAUCUGCUCAGGAGGGUUAUCAAGGACGUGUUGCGCAAAAGCAUGUGCCUAACCCGAGAGGCAUGCCACUACCUGGCCGAGAGCUGCGAGCAUGCCGCAUGCCUUGUGUCGCAACUGGGUCAGCUGACUGACACGCUCGCUUCGCACGGCGAGCCGCCGCUAGUCUGGUUCUCGGCCGACAGGGUCGCCGCCUCCCGCCUCGUCGACGCCGUUCGCUUCGGCAUGCUCGAACUCAAAGAGCACCUCGACACGUUUCUAGACAAGAAGGAGCUCACUGCUGAGUGCAUGGACACAGUGAAGGUGUGUUUGAAGCGAGAAGUGAGAGAGCAAGAUAGAGAGGAAAGCACAAGCAGCAGUAGGCCGACCCUGGAGGAUGCCGCUCUGGACCUGGGCAGAGCCUGCUACAAGCUGCAUUUUCAACUUCUACUGCUUCUAGAAUCUGCUAACAAAAUGUUCACCGUACUCAGCACAACUGCACAAGAAAACGAGCUUCAAGAUGUGUCGCUGGAAAUAGUUCGCAUAAAGACGGCGCUAUGUAAGGCGCAGGACGAGAGUGUGGAGUCGAGCGACCAGGGCACCCCCACUCCAACACCCACCCCCACCCCUUCACCCUCCCCGCUCACCCUGCCCGAUCUCUGCGAGAAUGCGCUUGUCGAACUACUGCAAGACGGCCAAUGGGUGUCAGCGCUCAACUUUGUCAGGCGUAAUAGGAGGUCUUGGCCAAGUGAUGUGAUUUUGACUGGCGCAGAAGAGGAUGACAUCACAGGAAUACUUAGUGUCUACUGCUCUCACUUGAUCAAAGAAAAGCAAGAUGUGUAUGUGGUGACAGAACAGGACCUGGGACUUCUGCUGUCCAGUUUGAUGAAGGGACUCUUCCAAGUAAUGGGCGCUGUUAAGACGUUCGAGAGUCGCUUGCAUCCCGGCGAAAACCAGCCCAGUACUCCACAAUAGAAGCACUAUCUCGCCUUUAUUUUAUUACCAUUUCAUCACUUACGUUGCAACGUACAAAAUUCAUAUCCAUUUUGUCAUAUUGUUUGAUAUUAAUUUUAAUUAUUACUUAUUUUGAAUAAAUUAUCUGAAUGUGAGAA